AUGGGUGAUUUCCGCGGCUUUACACACGGCCUCGUGAGCUCUACACGCCAGAUACUACACGAAGAGCUCCUGUUUAGUCAGGCUAGCUCAGUUCCUACGAUCCCGUGGCAGGCUAUCUAUGAUGAUCCCACCGAGACCGCGCACGGGUGGAGCUUUCUAAAAGACACCCGUACGGUAUGGCCUAUAGCCGGUAGCGAAUGGAUGGUGAAUCGGGUCCGAAACGAGAGACCACUCCAGCAUCGUUUCAUCGAGUCUAGUGCCGGCCGACUCCGAAUGUCGAAUGUGCACAGUUAUCUCUAA
Molecule: messenger RNA, 300 nt
Organism: Penicillium soppii
Lineage: Eukaryota; Fungi; Ascomycota; Eurotiomycetes; Eurotiales; Aspergillaceae
Exons: 1
Coding region: 1-300 (99 amino acids)
Source: RefSeq, a predicted model, not a curated record